Molecule: messenger RNA, 1068 nt
Organism: Chaetomium strumarium
Lineage: Eukaryota; Fungi; Ascomycota; Sordariomycetes; Sordariales; Chaetomiaceae
Exons: 1
Coding region: 179-997 (272 amino acids)
Source: RefSeq, a predicted model, not a curated record
CUUUCGGGUCGGCCUCAUUUCUUCCAUUUUCCUGGCGUUCUUUUUCUAUUUCCUUCUCUGGGUCUAAAUCUGCUACUCCGGUUCUGGGUUUCCUUCUUAGCUACGUGAUACCCCUCCAUCGAUCUGCGAUCCGGUUGCCUUCCUGCACGAACCAACUCGACCACACCUAACUUGAACCAUGCACGCCUCACUCUUGUUCCUGUCGACGCUUGGUGUCUCCGUCUGGGCUGCUCCUACCUACCCCAGGAUCGACGCAGACGCCUCCGUCCCAGACAGCAUUCGUACCGUCUCCGAGUACUUCAACCUGUUGGCUACCAAGGUCCGAGAGAGCCGGUUACAGGACGCCGUACCCGUUUGCGACCUUUCUCAUCUUUCCCUCCCAGCCGGUACGGUCAUCCUCAACCGCACUCACCGUAACCAUCGUACUGACAAGCCCCCAGCCGCAUCCGGCCUCCCACCACCGUCCGAAGGCGUGACCCUCAAGCACAUCGCCAUUGGCCGCGGCACCCAAAACUAUACCUGCAACACCAACAACCCCAGCGAAGCUCCCAAAGCCGUCGGCGCGGUCGCAACUCUCUACAACGCCUCCUGCAUUGUAGCCACCAACGCGGACCUCGCCACCACGCUCGCCCGCGCUUCGCUGCAUUUCCAGCUCUCGCAGAGUGAGGCCACCCAAAAGCUAGCCCCAUCCAAUCUCGCCAUCAGCGGCCGCCACUUCUUCACGGGCGACGGCACCCCGUUCUUCAACCUAGAUGUGUCCGCGGCGUGGAAACUAGGCGAGAUUCCGUGCGGCAAGAACGGCAGCAUGCCCGCGCCGGCAGACGCUCCGAAAGGCCUGGCUGGCGAGACAGCCGUGCCGUGGCUCAAGUUGAACGCCAAGCAGGGUGCCACAGGGGGGCUGCAGGAGGUGUACCGCGUCCAGACGGUGGGCGGGAGCGCACCCACGACAUGUGACGGGAUGCCGGCGAGUUUUGAGGUGCAGUAUGCUACAGAGUGAGUACUACCCAACGCCCAGCCUCGACAUGCCAACACAGCAAGAGGCACAUGGAUGCUAACCUGCCGAUAGAU